AUGGAUAGUUUAAACGAGAUUUCAUACACUCAAACGUCUGAACAAGAACCUAAAGAUAAAGAUGGUAAAAAGAAAGAAGAAAUCACUGAAGACAAAUUAACUCCCGAAAUGAGAAAUAAAAUUGUACAAUACGUGGAAGCAAUUAAUAAAGAGAAUGAAAAUUGUGAACAAAAUUCAGACAAUGGGAAAGCCAUUCCUGGAUAUGUUGCAGCUAUUGUUGUGGACAAAAUUGAAAAACAAGAAGAAAAAGAUGUUAAGGAAGAACGCCCAGUAACUCCUGUCAAUGAAGUGACACCAAAAGAAUUAAAAGAAGAAGAAACAAGAGAAGCACAACAGGUCAACCAAACUCAAAUAGAAGAACAACAUGUGGACAAAACACAACAACCUGUUGUGAAAGAAAGUAUCGAAACUUGUCAACCAUCACAAAUACAAUCAGAUAAGAAGGAAACUAUACAACAAACAACUACUACUAACAAUACUACUGUUGAAAAAACUCAACCUCUUAUCAAGUCGACUCCAACAAAUCCAAUCCCUUUGGAAAAUAAAGGCAACGAAAAACACUACAAAGACAAGACUUCUCUCUAUACACCCAAAGAAAGUGAAACAAAAGCCGGUCAAGUUUUAAAGAAUGGAUUGCCAACCCUUGAAAAACCACAAGACGAAAAUACCGACCGACAGACACAAAAGGCCAAAGGAGACAAGAUCAGUCUUAAAACCAUAUACUUUGCGUUCUUCGUCUCAUUCUUUGUUACUUACAACGUUAUGAGAGUUAUUACACAAAUCAGCUCAUUAGGGAAUAAAAAUUGA
Entamoeba invadens IP1 is the source of this 807-nucleotide messenger RNA. RefSeq lists its product as hypothetical. The transcript has a single exon. Bases 1 to 807 code for a protein of 268 amino acids. The record is from RefSeq and is a predicted model, not a curated record. Lineage: Eukaryota; Evosea; Mastigamoebida; Endamoebidae.